Messenger RNA from Quercus lobata, 1388 nucleotides. It is a transcript of the gene APG5, whose product is annotated as autophagy protein Apg5 family. The transcript has 8 exons. Gene Ontology annotation, molecular function: Atg8-family ligase activity. Gene Ontology annotation, biological process: cellular response to nitrogen starvation; piecemeal microautophagy of the nucleus; protein lipidation involved in autophagosome assembly. The coding region runs from base 76 to 1101 and encodes 341 amino acids. Lineage: Eukaryota; Viridiplantae; Streptophyta; Magnoliopsida; Fagales; Fagaceae. The record is from RefSeq and is a predicted model, not a curated record. Gene Ontology annotation, cellular component: Atg12-Atg5-Atg16 complex; autophagosome; cytoplasm.
CAAAAGAAGCGUAGAAAAUAGAAAUACAAAAUUGAGCUUGGAAACUGAGAGAGAGAGAGAGAGAUUGGGAAAAAUAUGGAAGAAGCACAGAAGUACGUAUGGGAAGGAGCGAUUCCGCUUCAAAUUCAUCUCCAUGAAUCCGAAGUCACCACUCUCCCUACUCCUCCGCCCGCACUGAUCUUGGCUCCCCGAAUUGGAUACUUACCUUUGUUGGUUCCUCAAAUAAAGCCCCAUUUCAGUAACGCGCUCCCUCCUGGCUCCCCUGACACCGUUUGGUUCGACUACAAUGGCUUGCCCCUCAAAUGGUAUAUACCAACAGGAGUUCUUUUUGACCUUCUAUGUGCUGAACCAGAAAGACCUUGGAAUCUAACAGUACAUUUUAGAGGAUACCCAUCAAAUAUAUUAGUCCCGUGUGAAGGUGAAGAUAGUGUAAAAUGGGGCUUUAUUAAUUCUUUGAAAGAGGCAGCAUAUAUAAUCAAUGGAAACUGCAAGAAUGUCAUGAACAUGUCUCAACCUGAUCAGGUGGAGCUUUGGCGCUCUGUUUUAAAUGCAGGUAAUUUGGAAGCCUACGUACGGAUAUCAUCUAAACUUAAGCUCGGAACAGUUGGAGAUGAAUACACAGAUAGUGGUGGACAAGGACAAGUCAAGACAGGUAGAGUUCCAGUUCGAUUGUAUGUUUGGAGUGUCAGUGAGGAUUUUGAUGAUCUAGAAGAUGCACCUCAAAUUGAUAGUUGGGACAAAAUUUCUUACAUAAAUCGGCCUGUUGAGAUCCAUGGAGAAGAAGGUAAUUACUUCACCUUACAAGAUGCAGUAAAAAGUAUUCUUCCUGAAUAUUUUCCAAACAAAUCCUCAACAAAUGAGGAAUCAUCAAGAGAUGAAGACGAGAAUGAACAGAAGGUUCCUUCAGAAGAGGGGGAGAAAUAUUUGAGUGAAAAUGUGGAGUCUUUCUAUCCAUCUGAUAAUGUUGAAAUCAAGCUCGUCCGUAUCCAGGGGAUUGAACCCAAAAUGGAAAUACCCUUCUCUUGGGUAGUGAAGAACUUAACGAAUCCUGAGCAUUAUCUUCAUAUUUGUGUGUGUCUGAAAGUUCCACAAGUACUAUAGAUAACAUUUAUAUUAAUUGGCCAAUUAAACAGGGACAUAGAUGGGAUGGCCAACCCAAAUUCUUUGAAUUUAAUUAUCAAAGUAGGCCACACAAUUGGAAUAGCAUUCUCAUAUUUAUUCCUUCCCAGAGGUACCUAUGAUCUCUACUUUAUCAUAGGGAGAGAGGCACACUUGUCUACAAAAGCCUAUGUUGUUAUUUGGUGACCACAAAAGCAAUUGCAUUUUAUUUUUUUGUAUAGAAUUGUACAGUUGCAUUAUCAAUGUACAGAUAAUCAUUUAUUUCUUUU